This is a messenger RNA of Amphimedon queenslandica, 905 nucleotides long. Its product is annotated as DNA-directed RNA polymerase III subunit RPC8-like. The coding region runs from base 12 to 611 and encodes 199 amino acids. Gene Ontology annotation, biological process: transcription initiation at RNA polymerase III promoter; DNA-templated transcription. NCBI's taxonomy places the organism in Eukaryota, Metazoa, Porifera, Demospongiae, Haplosclerida, Niphatidae. The record is from RefSeq and is a predicted model, not a curated record. Gene Ontology annotation, cellular component: RNA polymerase III complex. The transcript is spliced from 7 exons.
GUGUUAGUAUAAUGUUUAUAAUUACUGAGUUGGAAGAUUUAGUGAAGAUUCAGCCAUGGAAAUUCCAAAGAGAUACGAAUGAAAUCAUCAAAUCAACUUUAAAUAGAAAAUUCUCCAACAAGGUCCUGCAUAAUGUCGGUUUAUGUGUCUCAUUAUUCGACAUAAUCAAAGUGAACGAGUUCUUUCUAUUGGCAGGAGAUGGGGCCACACAAGCUAAAAUUAGAUUCAGUUUAAUUGUAUUCCGUCCUUUCAUUGAUGAAAUAUUAGUUGGAAAAGUGAGGGGAUCAUCUCGCUCAGAAGGAAUUAGAGUAUCAUUAGGAUUCUUUGAUAAUGUAUUAAUAUUACCCCAGUCAAUGCCACACCCAUCGAGAUUUGAUGAUGAUGAACAGUUGUGGGUGUGGCAGUAUGAUAAUGAGGAUGGUACUAAUGAUAUGAUCAUUGAUAUUGGGCAGGAUAUUAGAUUUAAAGUUAUUGAAGAGAAAUUUAUUGACAUUUCACCAAAAGUAUCACAGAGUGGCAGUGAAGCACAGCAGAGCAGUAAUUCACCAUAUACGAUAUAUGGAUCUAUUAGCGAAUCUGGCCUAGGGCUAGUUAGUUGGUGGGACGGUUAAUUAAUUAUCGAAAUAAGUGAAAAACUAUCGUUUUAUUGACAAAACUCAUUUAAAAUAAUAAUAACAUUAUUAUUAUUACGCUAAAAUAAUCAAAAUAAUAAUAAUAAUAGUUAAAUGAAAAACAAUUCAAAAUCAAUUCGUAACUGCUACUCUAAGACAAGAACAAGAACAACAAUAAUAAUAAUAAAAGCUAAGAAAAUGAGUAACUAAUUCAAAAAUAAAGUCUUUAAAAAUUAAGACAAUUCACAAUAAGAAAGCCACACCAAUUCCAAUUAUUUGUUCAUUUAAAUGUCU